AUGUAUGGUGGUAAUCCCUAUGUUCUUAGAGAAUUAGCAUCUGAUAUGUGGAUUGAAAGAAAUGUUCCCGGUGGAUUAAACAGUCGAUGGGGUUCAUAUCUUGAUAAUAUGAUGGGUGGAAAUCCAAAUCCAACAUUUGCACAACGAUUUGGCGGUUAUGGUGGUUAUGGUGGUUAUCCUGGUUAUGGUAGCGGUUAUGGUUAUUCAUACGGAAGAUGGUAUUAG
Molecule: messenger RNA, 225 nt
Organism: Rotaria sp. Silwood1
Lineage: Eukaryota; Metazoa; Rotifera; Eurotatoria; Philodinida; Philodinidae
Source: the annotation of a GenBank genome assembly